AUGAACUUAAUAGAAUUAAAACGGGGAUUAGUGGUGGCAUAGGAGAGUCCAACCAGAUAUAAACAGAGAUCCUCAACUGACGGCUCGCCUCAUCUAGAAAGAAUCUCUAUUUUUGGCAAAGCUCCAACUUUAAAGUAGUAAUAUUCAGACUCAUCAAAUCAUGAAGAGUUUGAUUUUCAAGAUGGUGGCUUAGAUGAGAGAUAUAAUAUGCUAGGAAAGAUACCAGAGCAGCCAGACAGUGAUAGAAAUAUUGAUAGCUAGAAAUAGUUCUUAAAUAAUUAAAUAAAGAUUUAGAGACAGUUAUUGCAGAAUAUCAAUAAAGAUGAAAUAACUAGAUUACUGGAGAAUUUGUGCAAGGAUUUCCUUAAUUCAAUCAUCAAGCAUAAAGCCUAUGAUAUUAAAAUGAGUUUGAUUGACAUUAUCAAUUUACCAAAGGAAGAGUACUUGAUCGAGGGUGAGGGUUCUGCAAUAACAAUAGCUCCUUAAACAAUAAUAAAAAACUAAUAAGCUUAGAAAUUUAAACUGAGUUUAUACCAGGAUGAAAUAGAUGAGCUUAAAUCUAGGCUAGCAGAAGAAAAAUCAGAAAAAGAUAAGUAUUUUUCAAAAUUUGUCCAGGCUAAGGAUACGAAUAAAGAUCUAUAACAAAUGAUUUCACAGAUGAGAGCUACUUAUACCAAGGAGCUACAAAAUCUAAGAGACUCAUUAAUCUUAAAACAAUAGAAUAAGAAUUUCCAGUAUACUGAAGUAAGGUUCUUCGAUACAACUGAAACUAUGGAUGAGGGGACAAAAACUAUGCUCAAUAUGAAAAUUUAAGACAUGCAACGCUUAUACGAGGAUUAGAUAAGAUAGUAAUAAGACAAGCUUGAAAUAUUCUAGAGACAGAUUAUCAUGUUUGAGAAGUUAUGUGAAGAUGGGAAUAUGUUGGUCUCUCUAGAUGAAUUAAAUGCUUUUUCAAUAACAAAAAAAUUGGCGAUUGUCGAGAAGGAUCCUAAAAUCUUGUGGAAGGCAUUAGAGGAUGUUUUUGGGUUUGGUUUUUUUCAUCCAACAAUAGAGGAAGAGUUUGGAAUUACACCUGCUUUUAAGGAGUAAAUAACCAAAUAGUUCAACGAAGAAUUGAAUAAGGCAAGACAUGAAUCUCAAUCUAAGGUAAGCAAGUUUGCAGGAUCUGUAAAAAAUGAAUUGGAACUAUUCAGAAGAAUUAUAGGAAGGAAAAAUUAAGAGAUUUCCUUGGUUUAAUCAGCUCAAUAGUCUAAAUACGAGGUAGCAGUUUUAGAAUAUAAGGAAAAAACUUAGGAGGUGCAUGAGGAGGCUAUGAAUUUGAAAACUAAGUAAUGUUUAGACAGAAUAGGUUUUAAAAUAAGCGGCCAACUCAAAAAGAUAGAAAUAGUUGCAGACUUAAAAGAUAAAAUAGAAACACAAACAGAGAAGCUCACAGAGCACGUUAGGAAAUAUUAGGGAAUUAAAGCUAAGUGCUAAUUGCUUGAAAAGACUAAUAAUUAUUACAAAUAUAUGAUUACUCAACAGUCAGUUCAAAUUGAAUCAAACUCGAACAAGGUCUAGGAAGUUUCGGGCUAGCUGAGAAUUUAGGAGCAAGAUUUCAAUUUAAAGUUAGCGGCAUUUGAAGAACAAAGAUAUUAUAUAAACUUGCUUGAGAAAGAAUUGGAUAGGCUAAAUACACUUUUCAAGAGGAUGUCUGUCCAGAAUCCAAAUUUUGUAUUCUUUCAACAGAAUCCUAUUCAAGGACUCGAGCAAUUAAGACUUAAGGUUAAGAAUGAAAUGAACAACAAAACAUUCAAGACUAUGAGUAAAGUUUUGAAAGAUCAUAAUAGAGAAAAAUUCACAAUGACAGACAUGAUGGACUUGAACUAAGAGAUUCAAUUUAAACCUUCACUGAUUUUAGACCAGGAAUAUAAAUUCGUUCAAGGGAUAGACACUGAGAGAGGAUCUAAAUAACCUAAUGCUAAAAAUAAAUCAUCUGACCUGAGCAAUGAGGAGGAUAGCUAUCUUUUGCAAGCAACUAAGAAUUUUUAAUCUAAGCUAGAUUCAGCCAGGUCUAAGGAUAAAGAAAAUCUUAUGUUUGAAGAUUCAAUGCAAGAGUAGGACUCUGUAAUGAUUAAUAAAAUGACUCCAACCUAUAAUAAAACAUCACUCUAAGAAAAUUAAAAAGAAUAGAAAAUAGAAUCCAUUGCAACUCAAGGUGGCAAUUCCAGGAAUGGCUAAAAUGUAAACAAGUCCCAGGAAUAAAUAGAUCCAAGAUAUGGAAGACUAAACAAAUCAGUUGAAAGCUAAGGUGGCUAAAUUAAAAAUACGAGGACAUCCCAUAAUAAUAUUCAAGUAUAAGUUCAACCUAAAUAUGAGCUAGUAUCAUUUAACUUGAGAGUUUUCGAAAAGAUGCUCAAUAGAAAAUUAGGCUUAGAGAGAGUUAGCAUUGGUAUAUAAACAGAUUAAGUUUAAGAAAAUGUUAAUAAUACCAAUAAAGAUUCACAUCCAAUAAUAAAUAUACGCACAAGUAAUAAUAAAAGACUUUUAAAUAAGUCUUAAAAGCUGCUUUAAAACAAUCGAUUGAAACAGUCAGUGAUAUUCUCAAAGAAGCAUUUAGAUUUGGAAGAUGAUUAUAGACUACAGAAUGAAGAAGUUUAACUUCAGUAUGAUGAUGGUAAUUACCCAAAAUCAUUAAGCAAAUCAUUUGUUGGACAAGGCUAGAAUUUCAUAAGAGAUAGAAUUCGCUACAAAAAUAGGAAUCAGACUUUCCUCAACAGUUCAAUUGGUGAGACCACUGAAAAUUAUUCAGAAGAACGGCUAAAUGAAAGCAAAUAUGAGUAAGAUCCUCAAAGGAAUCAAUCAACAAACUCUACUAUACUUGAAGGAAGAAAAAAGAGACAUAAGUCACCUGAAAAGAACAGGGUCUAGACAGCCAUGUCUCACUAAAAUCAGCACAACAGCAGGAAUCUCAACAAUAGGUCUCUCAUUAGACUUGAGCGCAAUAAGAGAGAUAUCUAGAACAUAUUGAUAUAACACUAUAAUGGUACAUCCCAGAACUCAUUGAAAUUCCAGACAACAGGUAUCAGCACUUAAUAGAUGACUAUACUUGGGGAAUAUCAAAGUGAAAAAAGGCACAAAAAUACCAACAUCUCAACUUCAAAGUCAAAUACAAACAAAUGA
Stylonychia lemnae is the source of this 3162-nucleotide messenger RNA. The record is from the annotation of a GenBank genome assembly. Lineage: Eukaryota; Ciliophora; Spirotrichea; Sporadotrichida; Oxytrichidae.